Alosa sapidissima (American shad) is the source of this 1433-nucleotide messenger RNA. It is a transcript of the gene cldn30, whose product is annotated as claudin 30. The record is from RefSeq and is a predicted model, not a curated record. Gene Ontology annotation, cellular component: plasma membrane; bicellular tight junction. NCBI's taxonomy places the organism in Eukaryota, Metazoa, Chordata, Actinopteri, Clupeiformes, Clupeidae. Gene Ontology annotation, molecular function: structural molecule activity. The coding region runs from base 20 to 1030 and encodes 336 amino acids. The transcript has a single exon. Gene Ontology annotation, biological process: cell adhesion; bicellular tight junction assembly.
AGCCGUUUCCGUGGGAACGAUGGCCUCCCUGGGCAUGCAGAUGCUGGCGAGCUCGCUGGCACUGCUGGGCUGGGCGGGUGCGCUGCUCACAUGCAUUCUGCCCAUGUGGCGGGUGACGGCCUACGUGGGCACCACCAUAGUCACCUCCGAGGUCAUCUGGGAGGGCAUCUGGAUGACAUGCGUGGCGCAGAGCACCGGGUAUGUCAUGUGCAAGCCGUACCAGUCCAUGCUGGAGCUGGGCACCGACCUGCAGGCCGCCCGGGCACUAAUGGUUUUCGCCUUGCUCAUGGCCAGCGGCGGACUCCUGCUCGCCUUCGUCGGGGGCAAGUGCACCCGCUUCCUGGACGGCCAGGACCGGCUCAAGGCCCGGGUGUUGCUCGCCGCCGGAGUGGCGCUGAUCGUCGCCGCGGUCCUGUGCAUCAUCCCGGUGUCAUGGACCGCUGCGGUGGAGGUGCAGAAAUUCUAUAACCCCCAGAUGUCAGACUCUCAGCGUCGAGAACUCGGGGCUGCAGUGUACAUCGGGUGGGGGGCUUCCAUCCUCUUCUUCCUGGCGGGGGGAAUGUUCUGCGGCUCGGCCUGCUCUCGGAAGCCCUCCGAGAACAACACGCCCGCCGUGAAGUACGUCCUUGUGCGCUCAUCCAUUAACGGCAGCUCCAGACACACCCCAGGCCCGUCCGUCCGUUCCCUCCCAGAGGGCAGCCAGUGGGGCAGGCAGCCCAUCACAAUGGCGAAGCUCCCCAGCCAUGCACCCUCCGUGGGGUCCAACUACAGCAAAGCGCCCUCCACCAAGUCCCAGCUCGCUAGGCCUAUGUCACCCCAGUCCGAGGUGAGUGAGGGGCCCUCCACCAAGUCCCAGCUCCCUAGGCCUAUGUCACCCCAGUCCGAGGUGAGUGAGGGGCCCUCCACCAAGUCCCAGCUGCAGAGGGCAAACUCCACUAAGAGUGUGGAGUCUCUGACCAAGUCCCAGCUCAAUGACACAGCUCCAUUCACAGAUGAGCCACCAAUGACUCCUACAAAGACUUACAUCUGACUGACAGCAUUUUCUUCAAGGCACUGCCACAUUAUAUUCUAGUUAAAAUCACCCUGAUUGGAUCAGUUGUGCACUUGGACUUUGUACUCUUCUUGCGGGCCAGUCAAGAGUAAAAAUAUAUAUUUAAAAUGAAGCUGUUGAAAUGUAUAUGUUUUUCUUAAUGUUCAAAUGUAUGUCUAGUAAAAUGAAGGAAAGAUAAUUUAUGUAAUUUCACAGUGCUCGUGUGUUCCUUUGAUGUGUAAAAAAAUGAAUGUGAAUUGUGAUCUUGAUGUUAUUACUUUUUCAGUUAUUGAAAUGUGAUCCUGAAAUAGUUCUUAGAAAAUGUGUUCUGAAAUGUUAUCCUGCAGCUAUUUGAAUGCUCAUUUUGAUGUUAUCCAAAUAAAAGUUUAUACAUUUCUAGAUA